Hypomesus transpacificus is the source of this 4840-nucleotide messenger RNA. RefSeq names its product adenosine deaminase RNA specific B1a (gene adarb1a). Gene Ontology annotation, biological process: RNA processing; adenosine to inosine editing. The transcript has 11 exons. Gene Ontology annotation, cellular component: nucleolus; cytoplasm. The coding region runs from base 891 to 3164 and encodes 757 amino acids. The record is from RefSeq and is a predicted model, not a curated record. Gene Ontology annotation, molecular function: double-stranded RNA binding; double-stranded RNA adenosine deaminase activity; tRNA-specific adenosine deaminase activity. NCBI's taxonomy places the organism in Eukaryota, Metazoa, Chordata, Actinopteri, Osmeriformes, Osmeridae.
AAGGAGAUGGGGGAGGCUGGGUGGUCUGGGGGCUGUGAGGCUGCUUCGACUACAAUAGGCUGCUGACUCAGGAAACCAGCUAGUGACGGUCCUUAGUACUCUUGCUCUAUUUGAAUGUCCAAAUUGUGGGUUGGAUUGAGUUUCCCUUGUGCCAGCCUAUGUCUGGAGAACGACAGACAUAGGCUAGUCCCAAAAGCGCAGCAUCUGUCUGUCUGUAUGUCUGUCUGUCUGUCUGUCUGUGGACCAAGUCCCCGACACCUCUGGGUGCUUCCCUCUGUAGUCACACUGACGAUCACAAGGCACGGCGCCGUAGCUUACGCUUCAGUGAGUUUGUGGGUGAAGCAAAUCCAUGGAAGAUCGAGUGUUAAGGGAGAGUGUGACCUGGAGGCGGGGCACUGCUCCCCCGGCCUUGACAAGCCAAUUGGAUGGACUCCCGCGGGUCAGGAGGUCCCUCACCUGGAUUGGCUGGCGCCAUGGUGAUGCAUCGGGCGUCAGUAUUAAAGAGUUGACUGGUGAGGCUGAUGACAGCUGAGACUGAGAGCGAGCCAGAGAGAGAGAGAGGAAAAUAAAAAAAAUCCAUCGGAGAGGUAGUGUGUGUGUGUGUGUGUGUGUAGGAGAGAGACAGAGAGACAGAACCCCAUUUACCAGGCUAAGCCCAUGUGCCAGAUAGCACCAUCCUCUCUUUGUACGGGGGAGCGCCCACCCCUCCUCCACGUGCGCGCCUCUCCUCCCCCCUCCCCCCUCCUCCUCCCUCUGAAAGUAGUGGAGGGAAGAAGGAAGGAGGGUCUGUGCUUGGCAGAGUACUGAGGAAGCGGAGGAAGGGCCAGCACGGACAGAGAAGCCCCUCCAGAGCGAGCAGCCCACGCCACAGCGCCACCCUGCCCCAAGACAUGGCCCUUUUUCUGGACAGCUCCCAGAGCACGGGGGCCUAUUACUGCCUCGUCCGCACCAGGUUCAAAAGGAGGCGCAAAAAACGCUCCGAACGCAAAGGUGCCGUCGUCAAAGCAAUGACAGAAGGUCGAGCUGGCUUGCGGCAGCCCCGUAACCAGCCCAGGUUCCACACCAUGACGGGGGACGAGGAGGAGAGCAUGAGUUCAUGCAGCACUGAUGUUAAGGAAAAUCGCAACCUGGACAACGUGUCCUCCAAAGAGGGGGCAGGUGAGGCAGCACAGAUCCCCAAUGGGAGUGCUGGGGGAGGCAGGAAACGGCCCCUAGAGGAGGGCAAUAAUGGGCACGCUCACUCCAAGUACAGGCCCAAGAAGCGUAAGAAAACGCCUGGGCCCAUUCUCCCCAAGAAUGCCCUGAUGCAGCUGAAUGAGAUCAAGCCGGGCUUGCAGUACAAGCUGCUCUCCCAGACGGGGCCCGUUCACGCGCCCGUCUUUGUCAUGAAUGUGGAGGUCAACGGGCAGCAGUUCGAGGGCUCAGGACCCACCAAGAAGAAGGCCAAGCUGAACGCUGCCGAGAAAGCCCUGCGCUCCUUCGUCCAGUUCCCCAACGCCUCGGAGGCGCACAUGGCCAUGGGGCGGACGCUGACGGUCAACACCGAUUUCACCUCCGACCAGGCCGACUUCCCAGACAUGCUGUUCAAUGGGUUUGAGACGUCGGCCCCGCCGGAGGACUCCUUCUACCUGGGCUCCAACGGCAACGGGUCCCUGAACCCCCUGGGACUGGAGUACCCUGCCCUGCUAGGCGCCCCCAGCUCCAACGGCCUGGCCCAGUCCCCGCUCCCCGUCCCCUCUGCCCUCACCUGCCCCUCUAGCGGCAAGAACCCAGUCAUGAUCCUCAACGAGCUACGCCCGGGCCUCAAGUACGACUUUGUGUCUGAGAGCGGGGAGAGUCACGCCAAGAACUUUGUCAUGUCCGUGACGGUAGACACGCAGAGCUUCCAAGGUUCGGGCCGCAAUAAGAAGCUGGCCAAGGCACGAGCCGCCCAGGCCGCUCUCUCUGCUCUCUUUAACAUGCAGCUGGACCAGACGCCGUCCCGCCAGCCCAUCCCCAGAGAGGGCCUCCAGCUGCACCUGCCGCAGGUCCUGGCAGACGCCGUCUCCCGUCUGGUGGUUGACAAGUUCAGCGAGCUGACGGAGAACUUCACGUCUCCGCACGCUCGGCGGAAAGUCCUGGCCGGUGUCGUUAUGACAACAGGCACUGACGUCAAGGAAGCCCAGGUGAUCUGCGUCUCCACGGGGACAAAGUGUAUAAACGGCGAGUACAUGAGCGACCGCGGCCUGGCGCUCAACGAUUGCCACGCUGAGAUCAUCGCUCGCCGCUCUCUCAUUAGGUACCUGUACACACAGCUGGAGCACUUCCUCAGCAGCAGAGAGGAGCACCAGAAGUCCAUCUUUGCCAGAUGUGACAAACAUGGCUUCCGGCUGAAGGAGAAUGUCCAGUUCCACCUCUACAUCAGCACGUCGCCAUGCGGAGACGCCCGCAUCUUCUCACCUCACGAGGCAGGAGUGGAGGAUCAAGGAGACCGACACCCCAACAGGAAAGCUCGCGGUCAACUGCGGACCAAGAUCGAGUCUGGGGAGGGGACCAUCCCAGUGAGAUCCAGCAACACCAUCCAGACCUGGGACGGGGUUCUGCAGGGCGAGCGGCUGCUCACCAUGUCCUGUAGCGACAAGAUAUCCAGGUGGAACGUGGUUGGCAUCCAGGGCUCCCUGAUGAGCUUCUUCACAGAGCCCAUCUACUUCUCCAGCAUCAUCCUGGGCAGUCUGUACCACGCCGACCACUUGUCCCGCGCCAUGUACCAGAGGAUUGCCGACAUUGAGGACCUCCCACUGCCUUUCAGCCUGAACCGUCCACUCCUCAGCGGCAUAAGCAAUGCAGAAGCACGACAGCCAGGGAAAGCUCCGAAUUUCAGUGUGAACUGGACUGUGGGGGACCAGGCCCUGGAGGUGAUCAACGCCACCACUGGGAAGGAUGAUCUGGGACGACCAUCCAGGCUGUGCAAGUACGCCUUGUUCAACCGCUGGGUCCGCCUUCACUGCAAGCUCUCAAAUACCCUGAGAAUUAAAAUGGCCAAACCAGGGUCAUACCACGAAGCCAAACAAGCUGCAUUGGAGUACCACGCUGCCAAGCAAGCUCUCAUCAAGGCCUUCCACAAAGCAGGGCUGGGUGCCUGGGUGAAAAAGCCCAUCGAACAGGAUCAGUUCUCUCCUGAGUAGCUUGUGUUGUUGGAAAUGGCGAAAAGAUGGGCAUAGAAAACGAACAGCUGUUUGCACCAUGCAUUCUCUGUAGUCCAUCCCUGUAGGGUGUCUGUCUCUCUGUCUCUCUGUCUCUCUCUGUCUCUCUCUGUCUGUCUGUCUCUCUGUCUCUCUGUCUCUCUGUCUCUCUGUCUCUCUCUGUCUGUCUCUGAUGUGGUGAGUUCAUUGAUUGAAACUUGCCUAGACACUGCAUAUUUAGUAAGUACACCUUCAAACAUACCUCUCCAAAAUAUUCAUAACACGUUAAUUUUGAAAUGUCUUGCCUUGCACUUUUAAGGCAAUGUAUUCAAUUUGCCAUUGGGAUUUUGUACUGUGAAUUUUACAGCAUUGCACUGAUUAGCACUUGUAAAAAUGUGAGACGAUUGAAAUUGUCCUCACCACAGAAACUCUAUUCAAGGCUUUGUUUCUGAAUCGUGAUAUUCCUUUGCUUCUAUUCCAUGGCAUGGAAUGAUAAAAGAAAGGGUGUUCGUAUACCCUGUUCACUUCCGUCAAUAUUUCACUUGGCCAUUUUCCCUACUAUCUUUCUGAACCACUACAGAAGAAAGAGAUGGAGAAUUCGAUUUGUUGACAUCAUUGCUAAUGUAAUCAAGCCUAAUAAGGUUAAUUCACUCCUCAGUAGAAGUGCAUCUCUCCACCAAAAAGAGUUUCCAGAAUCCACCAUGGUUCCUUCUGUACAUAAGGGAAGAGGUGCAUACUGUAAUGUCUUUGUGAUUCUUAACUUAAGCUCACCAAAGAUGAUGUCAGCAUAAAGUUAUAUUUCGUUUUUGUAAUGUAAUGUUUAUUUAUAAAUGUCAUCUAUGUUUUUUAUUUAUUUUAAUUACCCAAGUUUACUUUCACCCCCUUUGCCUCCUGCCUUUUUAAAGUGUUACAGGUAUUUGUGUAUGUAGAUAUAGUGUAAAUAAAAGGAACUAUUGUGUUGUUUUGAAGUAUGCCCAAAACAUGCAAAUUAUUUGUUUCUUACUCUUGAAAACGAUUGUGCUGUUUUAUUUCCUUGCUGUUUGAAUCUGAUUCUAUUAUGCCAAGCAAUCUCAAUGUUUAAUGUUCGUUCUUUCCUAACACUUUGUUUGAACAAUUUAUCCUAUUUCUCCUUGUGUAGUAAUGUUUCUUUUCUUCUUACUCGGUGAGAAUCUACUUGACCUCAGUCUGAUUUCUAUAACAUGUUGAUGAACAUUUUUUUCCACUCAGUCUGAGGAAUCCUUUAAAAAUGUUUGAAUGUCUGCUUAUUCUCUUAUUCUGAAGAUAUGUGAAAACGCAUGUUGACUUGACAUGCACUGCAGUAGAUCUCUGGUUGUUGGUAACACUCAAAUGUUUGAAUACUGUCAUAUGUGACAGGCGAUUCUCGAAAGGGGACCAAACCAUUUGAAAGCACUAUAUUAGAAUGUGGGAUGUUCUAUUUAUGCAUUCUCUGACCACAGUCGGGAGGGCUGACCACUCCUCUGCAGUUCUGUAUGGGUUCAUGCACUUUGCAUGUUGGCCCUAUUCCAUCAAUAAUGUGCGGCUAAUGCAUGAGCUCUCUCUUUCUUUCUCUUCUCUCUAAAGCAUGGAAAAAGACAUUUCAAACCAGAUGAAAAAGCACUAUACUGUAUUAAAAUGAGGAAAGAUCUAGAAAUGGGGGUAUAAAUAAAUGAUAACAUAGU